UAUCCGAGUGCUUUGUUCGACCUAUUUUAAGGCGGUAAGUAUAAACGUUACUUUCAUACAAAUAGCAGUGGACUCGUCAGCUAAAGUUAUGUGCUGUAUUUCUAUUAAUAGAUCUCAACACUUGGUGAAGAAGAUUUUUCAUCGGACUUAUCAUUGUAAGUCAUAUACCCCAAAUUUUUUUAAUAUUCACGAAUCUGUAAAUUCUAUAUUGUAUUUAGACGCUUGUAUUCGUGAUUGGCAAGACCUUAAUUUAUGGACGGACUAAUCAUAUAUAAGAUAACAGGUUUUGAAUUUUAUCGUGGAACUCAUCCACUUAUCCGGCUAAACACUAUUUUGUUAUUAUUCCUGAUGUCAUUAUAAUGGAGUCCUCAACCUAAACCAUCAACUGUAAAUCGUAAUUAUGAAUUCUCACAUAGUAGGUGUACAUUCUCAGAGCCAUUUCAGCGUUGCCUAAAGGUUGUCCAUAACUUAGUCUCAAGCCACUAUUAAGGAUUUCUAAUUGUCACCAACAGAACACCCUACACAUCGUAAGUCGCCAAUGCACUUAGGAUGUCAGUUAAGUUAGUACGUUGACUAUGGCACCUUUGGACGAAAUAUUCAAGUAAGCUUUAGUUAAUUCUUAGGAGGUCAUACGACGUUUCCCAUAUUUGUUAUAUUGCAUUAAGUCCCUAUGUAACGUGGCCCACUCUUAACCAAGUGAUUUAAUCACGUGGUAGAUAAAAUAUAUGGCACUUGUUGCUAUCCUUAAGAUCAUUUGUAGCAUGAGCGACUGUCUAAAACCUAACAUUGUAAGUACUCAGUACGAAGGCCUUAUUUUUUUCAAAUUCCGUUGCUUUGGGUGAACUUGGUACACUGUAGCUAUUCAAGCAGUUCAUAUCCUUGGCUUUAAGUUGCUAUAACAGAAAUCAAUAGUAACUGACUGUCCAGUAAUCUGAAUAUUGUCUGAGACCUAAAUACCGAAGUACUUCUUGCCUGUAAAGCAAUGUUCCGUUUAUUACUUUGGAUAAUUAAGGCUAAGAAAACAGAAGCGCGUAAAUACUUACUAUUGUAUUAGUUUAAUUUAUAUUGGACGUGCUUUUAGAUGAUUUGUUCUCACCAUAGUACGGCGUUUUAUAUGUGCACUUUUCUACAACUGCAGAUUGUUUCGACAAAUACGUGAAAAACUGUCUUUCGCUACAUGUGUAACAGUAAUCAGUUAGUAUGGAAGAUACAUGGGUAUAGCUAAGAUUUACAAGCUGCAAACAUUUAAAGUUCUGUGUUCUAUCAAGAAUGACUGUCGACGAUUGAAGUAGCUCCUAAAAUACUCCUAUACAAUGCCAGCUGAGGAAGGACGUAUCGCUCGCAAAUCCACGACCUUGAAACAAAAUCGAAAACAAGCUCGCAGCGUACUAAAAAGCGAAAAGGUACUUAAUCGGUCAACAAGGAAACGGGUUGUAGAAGUAAUUACUCCACCUAUCUCUGCAAGGCUUAGAAGUGCUGGUACGCGACAAGCGUGUGAAGAAACAAAUGUCAGGUUGGAUACCCUAUUUUUGAAACCGAAAGGUCGUAAAUCUGUUGCUCAUGUGAACCAAAUAAGGAAGAAUGGUACACAUCUUGAUUUAAUAGUCGGAAGUAAUGGAAUACCUGAUGUAUUGAACAACCAUAUUACGCCCACUGGUUCCUUGCAGAAUGAAACAGAGAAUAAAGUCUCCGAAACUCCUAUUCUGCAACCUAUGACAGGCUCACGUUUUUGUAGCACCAUGUAGCAAUAUUUAUGUUUUUGUCUAGUUUUUUUUGAUACUUGUAUUUUAUUUUUAACAAAAUAUAAUGUUUGUGAGUAUUUUA
This is a messenger RNA of Schistosoma spindalis, 1824 nucleotides long. NCBI's taxonomy places the organism in Eukaryota, Metazoa, Platyhelminthes, Trematoda, Strigeidida, Schistosomatidae. The record is from the annotation of a GenBank genome assembly.